Molecule: messenger RNA, 1221 nt
Organism: Drosophila grimshawi
Lineage: Eukaryota; Metazoa; Arthropoda; Insecta; Diptera; Drosophilidae
Exons: 3
Coding region: 272-904 (210 amino acids)
Source: RefSeq, a predicted model, not a curated record
AUUUUGACGUCGUCGUCAUCGUCGCUACCUGUCAGGUGGCUGGUGACGUUAGUCGGCUUUGAGUAGCCGUCGCAACAACAACAACAACUGACCGCUGCGCAACAAUGCGAUUAUUGAAACUGAUAAGCUCCAAAUGCGAACAACAACAAAACUAGUAAAAAAAAAAAAAACUGUGUAAAAAUAAAAACUAUGUUAAACAAGAUAUGUUGAAAUUUGGUGGCCCCAAAAACUGUACAGUAAUUUGACGCAACAACAACAACAGAAGCACGCAAUGGCCUCCAGCACUCCAAGCACACCCAGCACACCCCGUACACCUCCAACCCCCAGCAGCGAUCUGGACACCCAAGUCAAUGUGGAGGAUUUGCCCAUCACCUUCAAGGUCAAAUACAUUGGCUCAGAGCCAUCGCGUGGCUUGUGGGGCAUCAAAUACACCCGCCGCCCCGUCGAUCUAAUGGUGGGCGUGGCCAAGCAACUGCCACCGAAUCGAGUGCUGCCCAACUGCGAUCUCAAAGUGUCCACAGCCGGUGUUCAACUGGAAAUCCUAUCGCCCAAGGCGAGUAUCAACAACUGGAGCUACCCCAUCGAUACGAUAUCGUACGGGGUACAGGAUCUGGUUUAUACUCGGGUCUUUGCCAUGAUCGUGGUCAAGGAUGAUUCGAGUCCGCAUCCGUUUGAGGUGCAUGCCUUCGUCUGCGACAGUCGUGCGAUGGCUCGCAAGCUGACCUUUGCCCUUGCCGCCGCAUUUCAGGAGUACUCACGUGUCGUUAAGGAGACAACAGAUGGCGACGAUCAGCUUGCCACGCCCAGCGAUGCCAUUACGCCCACACGGCAAAAGUUUGCCAUCGAUCUGCGCACACCCGAGGAAAUUCAGGCUGGCGAAUUGGAACAGGAAACGGAAGCAUAGCCCAGCUAUAUAUGCACAUAUAUAUGUAUAUGGAGAACGAUAUAUGUUUAUAUAUUUUUUGUAUUAUUUUCGAACUUGUGAUUGUCAUAGUUACUUAUUGUUGUUGUUGUCGUCGUCCUUUUCUCAAUCAAUUGGCAGCUGCCUCAUACAGCUAAUUGCCCAAAGCCCAAAGCAGAAACUGCAACUGCAAACAAAACAAAACGGAUUUUUUUAUACGCGUACACUUAAAUUAAUAUAAACAAACAAACAAGAAAAACAACUAAUUAUUUACUUUUGUUUAAAUAAAUCGUAAUGAAAUGAGUGAAUGAAACAAAGUA